UAUUAGAAAUUGAAUUUGCAAUCAACAUGUUACCUUAUCAAGCUGUUGCAAUGGACUACGCUGGUUAUCAGCGUCAACCUACACCUGGUCAUCCAGGCAGCCAUAUGACUUCUAUGGGCUCAUUAGGAAUGCCUGGUGUAGGUGCUGGUCCAUUUACACAUUCUUGGUUGGUGCCUACACAAGAUUUGUGCGCUGUGCCAUAUAAUAAAAUGUCAAAUCAGCAUCAACCUGGUAUGGGAAUGCAUGGACAACAACAACCUCUCGAACCUGGUAUUUUAGAGCUACGCAAAGAGAAAUCACGGGAUGCAGCGCGUUCGCGUCGUGGAAAGGAAAAUUAUGAAUUCUAUGAACUGGCGAAAAUGUUACCAUUACCUGCAGCAAUAACAAGCCAACUGGAUAAGGCUUCCAUAAUAAGACUGACAAUAAGCUAUUUAAAAUUAAGAGACUUCUCUGGGCAUGGCGAUCCACCAUGGACACGUGAAGCCUCCAGCAGCAGCAAAUUAAAAAGUGCAGCAAUAAGACGUAGUCCCGCCGUUGAUCUCUUUGAACAACAUCAGGGUACCCACAUAUUACAAUCACUUGACGGUUUCGCUUUGGCUGUUGCUGCUGAUGGGCGUUUCCUAUAUAUAUCGGAAACAGUUUCUAUAUAUCUUGGUCUAUCGCAAGUUGAAAUGACUGGCAGCAGCAUAUUUGAUUAUAUACAUCAGAGUGAUCAUGCUGAAAUUGCUGAGCAAUUAGGUUUAAGUCUAUCCACCGGUGGUGUAACAGGUAAUGGCAGUGGUACGGGGCUAGCCUCACCUACAUCUGGCGCUUCUGAUGAUGGCGCUGGUACGCACGGUACAAAUAAUCCAGAUGUUUCCUCACAAAUGACUGUUUCAUCUACAAGCGGUUACAAGGGCUACGAACGUUCAUUUUGUAUACGAAUGAAGUCGACACUAACAAAACGAGGCUGCCAUUUCAAAUCUUCCGGUUACAGGGUUGUUCUGCUACUAUGUAAAUUACGUCCGCAAUAUACGUUUUCGCAUACGAGGAAAUCCCAGCCGCCCCUACUUGGUAUGGUGGCGCUGGCCAUUGCACUGCCGCCGCCGUCUGUGCAUGAAAUUAGAUUGGAAUGCGACAUGUUCGUAACGAGAAUUAAUUUCGAUUUCCGAAUAGCGCAUUGUGAACCAAAAGUAUCAGACUUACUGGAUUAUAAUCCCGAAGAUUUAGUUAACAAAAGUUUGUACUCGCUGUGUCAUGCCGAGGAUGCUAAUCGUUUAAGGAAGAGCCAUAUGGACUUAAUUGAAAAGGGUCAAGUACUUACUGGCUACUAUCGUAUGAUGAACAAAAAUGGUGGCUAUACGUGGCUACAAAGUUGUGCUACAGUAGUUUGCAGCACAAAAAAUGCAGAUGAACAGAACAUUAUAUGUGUUAAUUAUGUUAUAAGCAAUCGUGAAAAUGAAAAUCUCAUACUUGACUGUUGUCAAUUAGAACCCAGUGUUGACUGCAUUAAACAUGAAGAAUUGGGAAAUGACAAAGGUUCUGGUUCACCCGGUGGUGAUCCUACAGCAGAAGGCCAUCCAAGCUUGAGUGGUGAUGGCAAGAACUCUACACUGAAAGCAGAUGGAGAUGGACAUCAACAACGUACACGUGGCCGAAAUGCAAAUUCAAGCUCAAAUCCUAACCCGAAUAAUUUAAAUUUAAUAAAAGAUAAUUCUAAUGGUUUAGGUGUAGAAGUCGAUGCUAACACCAAUGUUUUACCCACCACUGUAACGGCACAAGUUGCUGUACCUACAACAACAAAACGUAAGCGAAAGAGUAAAACCGCCAUACAAGCCGAUGAAAGCGGUGACCAUGCGGUUGUUGCAGUAAACGCAAAUGCCACGGAACCGAUGACAAAAGUGGUAGCACUCGAACGUGAUACGCCACGCAGUCGUUUGCCAUCAAUUGUGGAUGAAUCACAACAACAACAACAAAUUGUAGUACAACAACAGCAGCAUGCUGAAACUUCAGUCAAAGAUUUAGAAAAUGCUAUGUCAAAGCAUUUACCCUCACCGAACGGUAAUACGAAUAUGCCAACAACCACCGAUUUUAGUGCAGAUGCUUUGCUAAAACAACAACAACAGCAACAACAGCAACAUCAACAGCAACAGCAGAAUGAGAAAAGUAGUACUAUACAAUGGAUCGGAACCCCACACUAUCAGCAACCAGUGCCCAUGCCUGCAACUGCACUACUACGUCAAAUUUACGCUAAACGUGAAAGUGUCAUACGUGCACCUACCGGCGUCUUUUAUGGUGAUCAACAAACAGGACCAUUACCCACGCCACCAGGUAGUGAAUCAUCAUAUGAUAACCAAUACCUACAGUUACAUUCACAUACACAAAAGAGCUCAACAGAUGCUUUUACGAAUUUGGUAUCUACCUACGGUGGUUACCAUAGUUCAAUAGAUUAUCAUAAUGCCAUGACACCACCAAGUUCCGUAUCACCACGCGACUCUAGUAAUGCGCUUAAUGUUAGCAAACUUCCCACACAUACAUCUAAUGGCUAUGAUUUUGUCGAUCCGCUACGUGCACAGUAUAGCACACCAACCAGUAAUGAUGGCAAUGUAACACCUGCGUUACCAGUCAAACCACAAGCAUACACAGCAAUGCAUCACCCACAUACAAGCACCACAACUGAUGGUGGAGUUACCUAUAGCAAUUUAGAUCAACCACAAUACUUUGCGCCACACUCAAGCUUCCACUUAUAUCACAAGGGUGCACCGGCAAGCGGUUGGUACUCCACGCCUUCAUAGGUCGACCUACAAGACUGCCAACAUCAUAAUCAACAGCAACAUAAUCACCAACAAAUGCAACACCAUCAACAUCAAGAACAACAGCAACAUAUGCAACUACAACAACCACAGCUACCAUCUAGAGAAAGCUGGGAUAUAGUUGGUGCUCUCGGAAAAGUGGCUAGAAUGUUCUUCAAUGCAAGGAAAAGCAACUGAGUUCAAAAGACUGAAGUAGGACAGUAAAAGAAAGCAUACGUAGUGAAAAAAAAACUCAACACCAAAAAAGAAAAUGAAAACCUUUGCUUUAAUUUAUUCUGUUAGUACCACGGUGCUCUCCUAGGACUUUCCAACACUCAAUAACAGCAUUAGAAUAAAUUUCUCAUAAAAGCUAAAAUGAUACAGACUAAUCCCUAUAUUAACAGAACAUCAUUGCAUUAAUUCGCCAGUAAAGACAAUAAAAAUAUAUAAAAACAGUGGAAUUGUACUGAGCAUAGCGGAAAGCUGAACAAAUUCUCAUUAAAAGUUAAUGACAAGAAGAAAAGAAGUGCCAAAACGGAUGCCAAGGAUUACAAAUGACAUCUUCUGCUUCAUUAUGCACACAUAAAAUACAAGCAACAAAUUCUUUGCCCCCCGCCCAACUACACAACAACAAAAUCGUCUGCCAUUAACUCUGAUGAACCACAAAAUGGAAUGGUGUAAUUUUCUAGACGAGCAAAUUAUGAAUGUGCCAUGUACCAUUGAAGCGGUAGGGAGAAGAGAGAGAAAGUUUGUCAUUUAUUAAGACAUUAGAGCGCAGACACAAAUCAAAUGCGAUUAAUACUGUGUUCCUUGCAAUUUAUGCCAACUUCGCCUGUUGCUGUUACUAUUACCUCUAGUAUUACUGUUGUCUGUCCUAUUGAUACGGGGAGUUGUGGGGUUUCACAAAUAAUUGUAGACAGGAAGGCGUUUAAUCCAAUUACAGUAAAGUUAUCGUCGAUUUACGUGUACAUGUGAAUUUGCGUGUGUGUGUUUAUGACGAUUUGUGUGAAUGUACAUAAGUGUUCGUAUGCGGACAUCUGUCAAAUUGUCAAUUAAUGGCGGCACUAAUAAUGUUGUUUAAUUUGACAUUUGACAUUUGUCAAUUUUAUGUAAU
Teleopsis dalmanni is the source of this 3885-nucleotide messenger RNA. RefSeq names its product protein trachealess (gene trh). Lineage: Eukaryota; Metazoa; Arthropoda; Insecta; Diptera; Diopsidae. Gene Ontology annotation, biological process: regulation of transcription by RNA polymerase II. The coding region runs from base 27 to 2774 and encodes 915 amino acids. The record is from RefSeq and is a predicted model, not a curated record. Gene Ontology annotation, molecular function: RNA polymerase II transcription regulatory region sequence-specific DNA binding; protein dimerization activity; DNA-binding transcription factor activity, RNA polymerase II-specific. The transcript is spliced from 9 exons.